Fusarium venenatum is the source of this 2421-nucleotide messenger RNA. The record is from RefSeq and is a predicted model, not a curated record. Lineage: Eukaryota; Fungi; Ascomycota; Sordariomycetes; Hypocreales; Nectriaceae.
AUGCCGCAACCUCUUGCCUCCAAGGAGGCCUCGCUUUUCCGUUCCGUCAUCCGAUACUAUGAAGACAAACAAUACAAGCGUGGAAUCAAGUCCGCCGAGCUUAUUCUCAAGAAGCAUCCCAAACAUGGGGACACCACUGCUAUGAAGGCUUUGAUUUUGAAUGCGCAAGGCAAGACAGAAGAGGCUUUCGCUUUGGGGAAAGAAGCUCUGACUAUGGACAUGAAGUCGCACAUCUGCUGGCACGUCUACGGUCUGCUGCACCGGGCAAACAAGAACUUCGAAGAGGCUAUCAAGGCAUACAAAUUUGCUCUCCGACUGGAACCCGACUCAGCACAAAUCCAGCGUGAUCUGGCCAUCCUACAAAUUCAAUGUCGCGAUUACCAGGGCUACAUUCAGAGUCGAACUGCUAUGCUCCAGGCCCGACCCCAAGCACGCCAAAGCUGGACCGCUUUGGCUAUUGCUCACCAUCUUUCCGGUAGCCCCGCCGAAGCCGAAAAGGUCAUGAACACCUACGAGGAAACACUGAAGACGAAGCCCUCUAAAUUCGAUAACGAGCAUUCGGAAGCAAUCAUGUACAAAAAUUCUUUGAUUGCUGAGCAAGGGGAUUACGAACGAGCUCUUGAGCAUUUGAAUACUGCUGCUAAGCAAAACCUCGACCGGCUGGCUGUCAUGGAGGCUCGUGCUGAAUAUCUUCACAAGCUAGGCAGGAAGGAAGAGGCUGCAAAGGCUUACCGCGCUUUACUCGACCGUAACUCGGAGCAUCCCAUCUACUAUGAGAAACUUCUCGAGGUUCUGGAAGUUCCAGAGGACGAUGUCAAGACUCGCAAAGCUGUUUAUGAUGAAUAUGCUAAGAACUUACCUAGGUGUGAUGCUGCACGCCGGCUCCCAUUGGAUUUUCUUUCCGGUGACGGCUUUAAACAAGCUGCCGAGGCCUAUCUGACCUUGAUGCUUAACAAAGGAGUUCCAUCCACGUUUGCAAACCUCAAGCACCUGUAUUCCGACUCUUUCAAGAAGGAGACCCUUCGCGAACUGGCUGAAAAUUACCUGAACUCCCAGAACGCGGAUUCCGAGAGCAAAGACAAGGGAGAGGCGGCGGCGCUUUACUAUCUUGCACAGCACUACAAUUACUAUCUUAGUCGCGACUUGGCGAAAGCCAUGGAGUAUGUCGACAAGACAAUCGAGAAAGACCCCAAGAGCGUCGAUUAUGCCAUGACCAAAGCCCGAAUUAUUAAGCACGGCGGUGAUCUGCAGGAAGCCUCCAAGGCGAUGGACCGAGCCAGGAAGCUUGACCUCAAGGAUAGAUACAUCAACACAAAGGCUGCUAAAUACCAGCUUCGCAACGACGAGAACGAAAAGGCUCUCAAGACGGUUGGGCUUUUUACUCGCGCAGAGACUGUGGGUGGCCCUUUAGCCGACCUCUUGGAUAUGCAGAGUGUUUGGUUCUUGACAGAAGACGGCGAAGCAUACGCGCGCCAGGGCAACAUUGCACUGGCCCUCAAGAGAUUCAAGCAAAUUUUCACCAUCUUUGAGGUGUGGCAAGAGGAUCAGUUUGACUUCCACAGCUUCUCUCUGCGCAAGGGACAGAUUCGCGCCUACAUCGACAUGGUGCGAUGGGAAGAUCACAUCCGCGACCACCCUUUCUUUUCCCGUGCUGCUCUGGAUGCAGUUGAGAUCUAUCUCAAGCUUGCUGAUAAGCCUUCAGCAAAUGGUGUCAACGGGACUGAUGGUGAAGAUGCUGAGGAUUCUUUGGCCAAAAAGAAGGCUGCCAAAAAGGCAAGGAAGGAGCAGCAGCGCCUUGAGAAGGAGGCGGCCGAGCAACAGGCCAAGCAAGAUCCUAAUAAGGCCAGCAAGGAGGGCGAGGUAAAGAAACAAGACGAUGAUCCUUUCGGAUUGAAGUUGGCCGAAACUACCGAUCCUCUCGGCGAUGCCAUGAAGUAUAUCAACCCUCUGCUUCAGUUUAGCCCCAAGAACAUCAACGCUCAGUUUGCUGGCUUCGAGGUUUAUAUGCGCCGCACUGCAUCGGCACUUGAUCCCAAAUCACCCCGAGUGCAUGAACAUACUGUGGCAUUUGCUCAGCUGCUGAAGACAGCAACUGAUAUCGAACCCAAGGUUUUUGAAGUGUUGAAAGCUGAGUUCAACACGGUGGACCCAUCUACGGACUUGGUCAAGUUUAACGACGAGUUCUUGACGGUCAACAAGGACAGCCCUAGGCACGUUCUUUCCGCUGUCAAGGUACAGAAGCUACUGGGCCAAGACAAAACCAAGAGCGAGGAAGGUGUUUGUAGCAUCUUGGAUAUCCCUAGUGCCACUUAUGAGGAUGCCAUAGAGGGCCUUGAGGUGCUCAAGAGCUGGAGGAGCUCCCAGGAGUCUUACAAGAAGGCUGCUCAACAGAAGUUCCCUAACGUAACAAGACUAGCAUAA